Tigriopus californicus is the source of this 1501-nucleotide messenger RNA. RefSeq names its product glycine receptor subunit alpha-2-like. NCBI's taxonomy places the organism in Eukaryota, Metazoa, Arthropoda, Copepoda, Harpacticoida, Harpacticidae. Gene Ontology annotation, cellular component: neuron projection; membrane; synapse. The record is from RefSeq and is a predicted model, not a curated record. The transcript is spliced from 9 exons. Gene Ontology annotation, biological process: regulation of membrane potential; nervous system process; chloride transmembrane transport. The coding region runs from base 164 to 1495 and encodes 443 amino acids. Gene Ontology annotation, molecular function: extracellular ligand-gated monoatomic ion channel activity; chloride channel activity; transmembrane signaling receptor activity.
GGGGCAGAGGGCUGCAGGCUCACUCAUCUCCCGAGUGACUCCGAAUCCUCUUUUCUCUCAUUUAUUAUUGGUCUUCCUAUUUUUUUCUCUUUCCAAUCUGGACGAUUGUAGUUGACGGAGUUUUUUUUAUGUAUAUUGGCUUUUUUCUGCGGAAGGAGGAAAAAUGCCCCUUCCACGGGCAUUCAGCCUGGAAACUGUGUUCUUCAUUUUAAUAUUGCUCAAUCUUCAAAUCAGACCCGCGAGAAGCUAUGAAGACAAACCGUUGGGGUUUGAAGAUAUUGUUGAUCAGUCAACCUAUGACAAAAUGAGGCCGCCCAAACCCGAAGGCGGAGCCACUCACGUGUCCUUCCAUGUAACCGUGAUGAGUUUGGAUACGAUUGAUGAGGGUUCCAUGACUUACGCGGCAGACGUAUUUUUUGCUCAAGAGUGGAAGGAUCAUCGACUUAUUUUACCUGACAAUAUGACCCGAGAUUAUCGGCUACUUCCAGUGGAGUGGCUUCAUAUGAUAUGGAGACCUGACUCGUACUUCAAAAAUGCCAAGAAGGUCACCUUCCAAACCAUGACCGUUCCCAAUCACUACGUAUGGUUGUAUAAAGACAAGACCAUCUUGUACAUGGUCAAGCUCACGUUGUUGUUGUCGUGUGCUAUGCACUUUGAAAACUAUCCCCACGAUGAACAAAUUUGUAGAUUGUCAAUGGAGAGUCUCUCUCACACAACGGACGACCUUAUUUUUGUGUGGCUCCCGGAGGACAAGACGCCUCUAGCGGUGGAUCAAGGCAUUGAAUUGCCCCAAUUGGAGUUGGUCUCCAAUUUUACGGGCGAUUGUACUUCAGUGUAUUCAACGGGUAAUUUCACGUGCUUGGAAGUCAUCUUCAAAUUCCGGAGACGACUGGGCUACUAUUUGUUUCACACCUACAUUCCAACCUGUUUGAUCGUAAUGAUGUCGUGGAUUUCAUUUUGGAUCAAACCCGAGGCUGUGCCAGCCCGUGUGACCUUGGGCGUGACCAGCUUGCUCACGUUGUCCACCCAACACGCCAACAGCCAGAAGUCGUUGCCACCUGUCAGCUAUAUCAAGGCCAUUGAUAUAUUCAUGUCCUCGUGCACAGUGUUUGUGUUCUUGAGUUUGAUUGAAUACGCGUUUGUCAACGUCAUGAUGGGCGAUAUCAGUGAGGUGGAACGGAAGGACAAAACCGCCCACUUGAGGAGCAUAAUCAUUUCAGACGCCAUCAAUUCACGCAACCAUGGUGAACUACUGAGUCAGAUCAAGUCUAUGGAGAACGAGUCCAACUUUAAGUGUCCAAAACAUCAAGAGGAAUCUCAACAAUCGAAGCCGAAGAAAGACCCGAAGGAAAUCAUGAAGAAGAGGCGGGAGCAGGCUAUUUGUAUCGACCGGGUCUCCAGAGUGAUCUUCCCUUCCACAUUUAUACUGCUGAACAUCAUCUACUGGCUUGUAUUUAGCGAGAUUCUUAAGGCAAUAAAAUACCCUUUCAAUUAAAUAAAA